CGACUCAACAGCGGUGUCGCUGGCUGGUUUCAGGAGUCCUGGCGAGCAGAGGAGGGGGGAAUGAGUUUUGGUGACGUAGUCGUCCCGCUUUCUACUCGCCGCCGCCGCCGCCACUGUUUCCACCACCACCUCCACCGCCGCGGCUGCUUAUCCAGGAAAUAGAAGGUGCAGUGGGCAAGGUAGUUGUGCACUUGUGCACGGGUUGUUGGCGGGGAAGGUGGGGUGGCGCUCUUGCGUGCUGUUUUCGCGUGUGGAUGAGUGUGUGUGGUAUUUCGAGUGGUGAAGGAUUAAGCACUUGAUACUUCAACUACUAUAUCAAG
Molecule: messenger RNA, 320 nt
Organism: Gryllus bimaculatus (two-spotted cricket)
Lineage: Eukaryota; Metazoa; Arthropoda; Insecta; Orthoptera; Gryllidae
Source: the annotation of a GenBank genome assembly